Formica exsecta is the source of this 1243-nucleotide messenger RNA. RefSeq lists its product as uncharacterized. Bases 549 to 890 code for a protein of 113 amino acids. The record is from RefSeq and is a predicted model, not a curated record. The transcript has 2 exons. NCBI's taxonomy places the organism in Eukaryota, Metazoa, Arthropoda, Insecta, Hymenoptera, Formicidae.
AUGCGUAUCUUCGUGAAAACCAGUGUGGUAUUAUUUGUAUUUGAUCAUUUUAUAAUACUAUAAAUUUUUCGUAAUUAGUACCAUUAAAGUUUCAUAUUGUUAAUUAUUUAUUAAUAUAGAAUAAAGAAGGAAUUUUUUAAAUCCUGAAAAAAAUUAUUUAAUUAAUUUGUAAAAAAGAAUUAAAAAUUUUUUGAAAAAAAUAGCGGAUACCUAAGUAUAAAGAAGAUAUCAUAUAUUUUCCAUCUAUAUAUUUGCUUUAGGACGUAUUACAUUUCUUAUGCAUUUUUGUUUCUACUAUAUUAUUUUUUUUUUUAUAUAUUUAAAGUUUUAUAGUAUAAUAAUGUUGUUUUUAGAGAACUUUCAGAAAAGAAUAAAUUGAUUCUUCCAGAGUCAUUACAAAAUAUAAUUUUAAAUUUGCGUUGUUACGAAACUCAUGUACAUAGUGUAUACGAAUGGGAUUAAAAGUUUGUAAUUCAAUUAUUCUUUUUUUUCCAAGCAAUUGCAAAAUCUCGAGAGUCUCAGAUAAUUCUAUUUAAGGGGACGCGAGGAUGCUGCGUGGAAUAAGCAAAGACUCCGCGCAGUAUCCAGAACUUCCGAAGGAAGAAUUUCUCGCUUUGCUUCUGGCGGACGAUGUCGUUGUGGACAUCGUUACAAACAAUACGAACGUGGCUUUAUCGGGAAAUAGAAGAGUCGUCGAGGAAGAAGAGCGACUCUGCCUGCACGUUCCGGACGAACUUCCUUACUUCGUGAUUAGGAACAAAGGACGUGAUAUAGCGGAUCUGCCGCUUUCUUUUAAAUAUCGCGUACCGUUAACUCUCCGUAGCGAAGUGCAGAACUUCAAAGUGGUAUAUCAAAUUGUUCGUUUUCUGAAGUUAAAUUUAAACAAUUAAGAAUUAAUGAAAGAGUUUUUAAAAAUUUUCAUAUAUUUUAAAACAUAAUAAACCAAAUAUAUAUCUUUUUUAAAUAGUUGUAUAUAUGAUAAAUAAAAGCAAGAAAGAAGAUUUGUUUCGUUUAAUAAUCUUUGAUGAGAGGAAUCACUGGAUCUUCUUUCAAAGAUCUUUUUUCGAAGAAAAGCGUUUCGUCUCCGCAGAGGGUCAAGAUGUCUUUGCGACUGAAUAACCCGUACCUCUCGAUAACCGAUCGUUGUUAUCGCGAAGGUGUUCUCGAGGAGCGGAUCAAAAGCGCGGGAAAAGCAAUAUUACGGGCAUUCAGUUUCGGGGUGGGUCGAGAAUAUCUCGCUAUC